This is a messenger RNA of Suillus paluster, 1682 nucleotides long. RefSeq names its product fatty acid desaturase-domain-containing protein. Gene Ontology annotation, cellular component: membrane. The transcript is spliced from 5 exons. Gene Ontology annotation, biological process: lipid metabolic process. Lineage: Eukaryota; Fungi; Basidiomycota; Agaricomycetes; Boletales; Suillaceae. Bases 65 to 1639 code for a protein of 524 amino acids. Gene Ontology annotation, molecular function: oxidoreductase activity, acting on paired donors, with oxidation of a pair of donors resulting in the reduction of molecular oxygen to two molecules of water. The record is from RefSeq and is a predicted model, not a curated record.
AAUUUUGAAAGCAGGUCUCUUCAAGUCACCCACUUCCAUUUCAUUCUAGCCACUUGCUGUGGCUAUGGGUGCAACCAAAAAGGAAUGGACUAGAGAGGAGGUCGCAGUCCGCAUUCUUGCAGGCGAUACCCUUGUUGUCUACAAUAACCAGCUGCUGCGUAUCCCCCAAGCUUGGUUAAACGCCCAUCCAGGUGGUUCACUCGCAAUUCUCCAUUUCGUAGGACGUGAUGCUUCUGACGAAAUCGCCGCCUAUCAUUGUGACCUGACUCUUGCUAAAAUGAAGUCCUAUGUCAUUGGCACAGUCGAAACUUCGGGUGGUGUUUGGGAGCCUCUCGUACCCCCAAUCAUGACUGGUUGGGUCAGGAAAUUGUCUUCUGACGGCAAGCCCACAUGGCAUAAUGAAGCCACUCCACUACCAUCCUCGAACAUCUCCUCUGAGAUCCUCCUGGUCGAACGUGACUCUUGCCUCCUUCAAAAUCAUGGUCCCACUCUCUCUAAUUUGAUUCCCCCUCCAUCAACACUUUCAUUAAAAGACCAAGCUCGGCAUUCUGCUGCUUACAAGGUGUUGCAUAGCCGUAUCAUCGACGCUGGUCUAUAUAAAACGCGUUACAUCACUGGUUAUGGCCCAGAGGUUGCACGCUACCUCCUGCUCGCCGCAUUGUCCGCGGUGGCUUACUUUCAUGGCUGGCUCGUAAUGAGUGCCGUAUGCCUCGGCCUUCUAUGGCACCAGCUCGUGUUUACCGUCCACGAUCUAGGGCACAUGGGUGUCACUCAUGAUUGGACCAAAGAUCGCCUCAUUGCCAUUAUACUAGCUGAUUUCAUCGGUGGAUUAAGUGUCGGCUGGUGGGUUGACAAUCACAAUGUACAUCAUCUGGUCACAAAUCACCCUUCGCACGAUCCAGAUAUCGCGCAUCUGCCAUUUAUGGCAAUCUCAACGGCGUUUUUCAACUCGUUAUGGUCGUCGUACUACAAGCGAACCAUGGUGUUCAAUCAAUUUUCAGCUUUCCUGGUCUCCUUGCAACAUAAACUCUUUUACAUAUUGCUUGGGUUCGGCCGCUUCAAUCUAUAUGCCAAUGCAUAUGGAUUCUUGUGGCGGAAAGCCUUUGAUCAUCGAAGAGCAAGGGGUGGCUGGUGGUCCUGGCGGCUCGAAGUCAUUGGUGUCCUCUUCUUCUGGUGCUGGUUUGGAGCAGUCCUGAAGGGAUGUGGAUCAUGGAGCAAAGCCAUUACAUAUCUCAUAGUCUCGCAUGUCGCCACAAGUCCUCUGCAUGUCCAGAUUGUUUUGUCACACUUUUCCAUGUCCACGGAGGAUUUGGGGCCAAUGGAAUCGUUCCCACACCGCCAGCUUCGAACUACAACAGACGUCAUAUGUCCUCCACUCCUUUCAUUUGUGCACGGCGGAUUGCAUCUCCAGGUGACGCAUCACCUUUUCCCGCGUCUCCCACGACACAACUUGCGUGAGGCCAGCGUACUAGUAAAGGAAUUUGCCAAGGAACAAGGCCUUGCGUAUGCCGAAUUCGGGUUUAUUAGCGGGAACGGAGAAGUGCUGAGCGUGCUCAAAGGUGUGGCGGAUCAAGCAAGGAUCGUAGGCAUGGUUGCCGAUAGCGAGAUUCGAGAGGCGAUGAACAAGAAGGCGCAAUGAGCACACGGACUCUACAGACUCUUAGACAGAGGCAUUACUAGAU